CUCGGUGUCUGACCCUCUGACCGUGCCAGGGACACUGCAACACGUGUCUUGGCCUUCUGGUGGGCUCUUGAGGGAAAUGUGCUGUGUGCUGAUGAAACAGGUUGAAGGUUGCUGAGACUCUAGAGGACCCUAGAGCUGCAUGUGCCUCCUCUUUCCCUGGGUCCCCUAAUGUGGAAGGGUGACACCUGGCACCACCUUGGUCUUCAACAGAGAUGGGUGCCUGUGACACCAAAUGGGCAACAUCUUUGUCGUCAGCUUGUCUGUAGCAGACCUUGUAGUUGCAGUGUAUCCCUACCCUCUGAUCUUGAGUGCCAUUUUCCAUAAUGGAUGGACCAUGGGAAAUAUUCACUGCCAGAUAAGUGGCUUCCUGAUGGGCUUGAGCGUCAUCGGGUCCAUUUUCAACAUCACAGCGAUCGCGAUCAACCGCUACUGCUACAUCUGCCACAGCCUUCGGUACGAUAAGCUCUUCAACCUGAAGAACACCUGCUGCUAUCUCUGCCUCACCUGGAUACUCACCGUGGUGGCAAUUGUGCCGAACUUCUUUGUCGGGUCCUUGCAGUAUGACCCCCGGAUUUACUCCUGCACCUUCGCCCAGACGGUGAGCACGUCGUACACCAUCACGGUGGUGGUGGUUCACUUCAUUGUCCCGCUGUCCAUCGUGACGUUUUGCUACCUGCGCAUCUGGAUUCUGGUGAUUCAAGUCAAACACCGGGUGAGACAAGACUGCAAGCAGAAGCUCAGAGCAGCUGACAUCCGGAAUUUCUUGACCAUGUUUGUGGUUUUUGUCCUUUUUGCUGUGUGCUGGGGACCAUUAAACUUUAUUGGCCUUGCUGUUUCAAUUAAUCCUUCAAAAGUGCAGCCUCACAUUCCAGAAUGGCUUUUUGUCCUGAGCUACUUUAUGGCCUAUUUUAACAGCUGCCUCAACGCUGUGAUCUAUGGGCUUCUUAACCAGAACUUCCGGAAGGAGUACAAAAGGAUACUGCUGACACUCCGGACUCCCAGGCUACUGUUCAUCGACGUGUCCAAAGCGGGGACAGAAGGGAUGAAAAGCAAGCCGUCUCCAGCUGUAACAAACAACAACCAUGCUGAAAUACACUUAUGAGUCAGAACAGUAGUAUUUAUUCUGGGUUACAAUUGUAGAUAUAAUACGUAAGAGCCUUUCCAUGUAUGCAUUUCACAGCUGGCAUUACUGGGGCCCCUCAUGCAAAGGAGUCUGCUACCCGACAUGCUUAGCUUGUUGCUGUGACAUCAAUGUUUUAAGUAAGGAUUUUCAGAAUGGAAAUGACCAGGUUCUUUUAUUUUUUCAUUGCCUUGUCAUAUGCCCUCUUCCACCAUGUGCCUAAUCGGUAGGUUUGGUUGCUUUUGCCACAAGCAUGCCAAAACCCUGGACAAGGGAAGUGUUCAGAGUGCAUGGAGAAACACAGUUAUGCUUGAAAUGCAACCUUUGAGAACCAGCAAAAUCCCCAUGUAUUACAAAGACACUUUUCUCCCCUCCCUCUGAAUUCUAUUUUUUUAGCAUUAAUAUAACCCAAAUUAUAGCAAACAAAGUGUAAACUGCAUGACUUUUUUACCUUGCCAGUUGGGUAGAGUAUUGGACAGCAAGCAUACAUAUGGGCAUGAUGACUCCCACUGCCUGUGUGCUCAUUCUCUUUUCCUCUUAAGGUUUAGAGGCUAGCCUUGGCUAGACAUGAGCCAGGCAAAAACAAGACUUAGUGAAUGUCUGAUACACUUAUUUUAAUUGAAUAUCUACAGAUAUUGAGCACCCUUGCACUCUCCUUCCAGGCCAUGAGUAAGAGUAUAAUAUAUGACAUAAUCUAAUUGUAGGAAGAUACUUGGAGCCUGAUUCUAAUUUAGGCAGUAUCCUGUCAUGGCCAGCAUUCAGUCCAAAUGUCUUUCAGAAGUCCCUGCUACAUGAACAUCAUAAAAAUAGAUGAAUAUAGCAGAGCCCCAUCUGUUCAAUGCAGGUGUUGGCUUUUAAGUUUUAGUAAUAUUUACUUUUUCAGACAAAGGGAGAAGUGAAAGGAAGUGUUUCUUCCAAACAUCUCUCCUUUUGCCCACCACAUAACACGAAGUUGAUAGGCAGGGAAAGUAGGGAAUUUGUUUCCCUUUUGUUCAUGUGUGAAGCUGUAAUUAAUUCAUGGAGCUGGAAGGGGAAAGCUACUUAAGGAUAUUCUUGCAUUAGUUCUCAGUUUGAACUCAGGAAAAAAUAUCCUGAGGUGCUGGGAAAGCAAAUACUGCGUUAGAAACAAGCACAUGGGCAAAGGUAUGUCUGUUUCUUUCAUAGAAUGUGAGGGUAUAAAGGCAGCUGUCUGUAAAUAUGACCAAUUCUUUUUUUUCCCCCUUAACUUCAUUGUGUAUUCAUCUCCUUAUGUAUAUAUGUGGAUCCUGCUUCAAAACAAUGCCAUAAAAUUAACAGGUAAAACUCCCCUGGCUUGGUGCUGGUGUACUGAGAGGCACAGUGAGAGAUGUGUGAUGGAGAGGAGCAGAUCUGAGCCUCAUGGACCUAAUGAGGAGAGCACUCAGCCUUGCCUCUGAUCAAAAAGUGCAGUCUUCUUUCUUUUGUCGUGGUCCAAAACAGGACUAGUUCCCAGGGCUGAACCCUGAAACACUGAGAAUCAGACUUUGCAGUAGUGUGUGGGUGCCUAGAGAUGGAGGGCUUCUGGAUUUAGAAAAAACCUUGAGCAGGCUGAGUGCCUAAUCCUUAGUGAAGCUAACCACCCAUUUGUGCAUUGCUUGCUGAAAGCAAUUUGUUGCUGAAUGUGCCUUCUGCUGAUUACUGGGGGGAAGAGGAGUUGGAAGAAAUUAAUCCCCUUUAUGACGAGGUCCAAGAAAGAGUGUGUUGCUUCAGUGAGGACUGCAGUGUGUGGGCUGGCACAUGGUGACAGCUGCUGCAAUGCAAGGAGGUGUCUCUGCAUUUAUAGGACACCCUGGCCCUUCAUGAAGUUUUAGACUUGAACAUCUCAGCCACUUCAGAUGAUUGUUGUUUUAAAAUGCACCCAGCCAGCCUCCCAUAAUAGGAGUGAAACUGAGUUCUGUUUUGGCCUCUUAAUCUGCCUGAGCAUGGCCAAAUAAAGGUAUCUUGACCCUCAGAAAUAAUGUGGUCCAUUUGCCUUCCAGCAAAACCAAUCUGGAUGAAUUCACACCAUUCCACACAAACAAAAUCAUUUUGAGUCAAACUUGGAUAAGAAAAGCACCAAGGAAUCCAUAACUGCAGGGAGUGUUUGUCCCGUUGUGCCAAGGAGAUGUCCCAUGUUUUAGUCUUCAAAGUUGUUUGCAAUUAGCCACAACAGUGUUAGUUAGAAUCACAUUAGCAAAUCAUUUUAAACAUUUAGCACCAAGCCAAAUAUACUCCUUGAAGACAAUCAUGAAGAAUCUUGUGCAUGUGUGCCAAAUAUCUUAAAUACCCCACAACUGCGGUUUCAUCUUGUGGAUCCUUGUCUUUUUAACUGAAUGUCCUGUCAAGACAAUGCUCUGUUUUGUUUUGGUUUUGUUUUUCCUUUAAGCUUGUAUUUGCACUAUUCUUAUUCUCCAAAGUAACAGUCAGCGAGCGUUUGAACCAAACCAAGCAAGCCAAAGAGGUCCUGAACAGCAAACUGUGGGAGUCUCUGCUAGCAUCUAGUAGGAAGAGGACAGGCAGGAAUGUGAGAGGGCAUCUUCCCAGGGCUUGCAGAGAGUCACUGCUGAACCAAACUAUGCAAAAUGAUAGGGAAUCUUCUGUAGGGUCAUAGCCUCCUGCCUAGAUCUUUGCAGAGGACAGGCUAAGUAGCUGCUACUCUGAGGUGGGUCCUGAGAAGCUCCCUGUAUGUGCAGAUCCUGCCAACACCCUGCGGGGUGAAGAUGGGCCUGCAACAGGCACCAUCCAUCUAAGAGCACAGAGUGUUUUCCCUGGUAUUACUUGUUCAGAAGUGCUUUGGGUGUCCCAGUGCAAGUGAGAGCUAGCCAAGAGCGGGCUUGGAGCUGGGUCGAUUCAGCCAUUGCUGUUAGGAGUCCUGAGCUCAGUCCUGCUGGAGCUGAGAUUUGCAGUAUGAAACAUGAAAAGCAGGGAACAUGGCUUCAGACAGAAAACACUGUGCCAUUUGCUAGCACUUUGAUACAGAGACAGGGCUUGGGAUAGGAUAGAUUUUUAUACUGACUUAUUUUAGAACUACCCAAGCAGCUCUUUAUUUUUAUGUUAAGAAAUGCUUAAUAGGGCACAGAGAGUUUAUUUUGUUAACGUUUGUUUACAGAAAAAGGGAAUUGUGUCUUAAAUUGGGAAUCCUGAGCGGUGUCAGUUUCCCUAUGGGAAUCUAGCUUUAAUCCAAAUUUGAGAUUUCAAGGAGAUCCCACAGUUUAAACUGUGCUUUGCCAGUUUCAGUUGUUGCAUACCUGGCCUCAAGUCUCAGUGAUAACAUUGAGAUCUCCUAUAAAUCAGGUUUAAACCACUGUCUGGAUUUGACCUGGUGGUGUUGAAUGCCUACUGUAGCCCCAAAACUCAAAAAUUAUCAUGGCAGACAUCAGCUUAUGGAGAGGCAGUAUUGUCAUGAAGGAUUAUGAAUCUCUUGCCACAGAGGGAUACUUUGGGUGUUGCUAAUGAGUGUUGUUUAAUCUAUUUAAGAAGAAUGUAAUCAAUAUAUUUAUAUAUAAAUAUAUAUUGCAUAUGCUGUUUCUGUUUCCUCAUUUGAUUUAAGAAUCCUUCAGUACACUUUCCUAUUGGUAUUUAUGUUCAUAAAGUAGAUUCAUUCCUUUUGCCUGUUAAAACUGUAAUAAAUCUGCCAUUGGGACUGCUUAUUGAUUUUUAUUU
Dryobates pubescens (Downy woodpecker) is the source of this 4780-nucleotide messenger RNA. It is a transcript of the gene GPR50, whose product is annotated as G protein-coupled receptor 50. Gene Ontology annotation, molecular function: melatonin receptor activity. The record is from RefSeq and is a predicted model, not a curated record. Gene Ontology annotation, cellular component: membrane. Gene Ontology annotation, biological process: G protein-coupled receptor signaling pathway. The coding region runs from base 233 to 1102 and encodes 289 amino acids. NCBI's taxonomy places the organism in Eukaryota, Metazoa, Chordata, Aves, Piciformes, Picidae. The transcript is spliced from 2 exons.